This is a messenger RNA of Leguminivora glycinivorella, 2412 nucleotides long. RefSeq names its product probable glutamine--tRNA ligase (gene GlnRS). Gene Ontology annotation, molecular function: ATP binding; glutamine-tRNA ligase activity. The record is from RefSeq and is a predicted model, not a curated record. Gene Ontology annotation, cellular component: cytosol; aminoacyl-tRNA synthetase multienzyme complex; cytoplasm. Gene Ontology annotation, biological process: glutaminyl-tRNA aminoacylation; translation. The transcript has 11 exons. NCBI's taxonomy places the organism in Eukaryota, Metazoa, Arthropoda, Insecta, Lepidoptera, Tortricidae. The coding region runs from base 89 to 2395 and encodes 768 amino acids.
GACACGCAUGUCACAUAUUGCCGCAUAGUGAGCGGUCCUUCCUUUCUUUUUCUUCGCUUACUAGACAUACGUUAGGUUUAUUUUUAACAUGUCUCCGGAAGUAACUAUAGAAAAGUUUCAACUGCUAGGUCUAAGUGAACAAAAGGCCAAAGAAACAUUUAAAAAUGUGAACGUUACAAAGUUCUUACUCGCCGGUAUUAAUGAGGUCAGCGUAGAAAAGUUGCCAGCAGGGGCGGGCAUGUUAAUCUACCACCUGGCUACUAAGAUUAAGCCUCAAAUUGCAAACCAGCUGCCGUUUGUGUGUAAAUAUAUUGAGAGCGGAAAGCUGGAUUCAACGCUGCGAGUGGACGCUGCUUUGGAGUACUUACUUAGUCAUGUUGGCGAGGCUAGCAUUGAUAAUGCCGCAUUUGAAAAAGCCUGUGGGGUCGGAGUGGUGGUUACCCCGGAGCAGGUGGAGCAGGCCGUUGAGAAACAUAUGGCCAAAUACAAAGAGGAACUGAUUCAGAAAAGAUAUAGGUUCAAUUCUGGCAUUGUGAUGCAAGCUGUGAGAGCUGACUUGCCAUGGGCUGACGGUAAAGCUAUUAAGAAUGAAGUUGAUGUGCAGAUUUUAGAUUUACUAGGACCCAAAACUGAAGCAGACUUGGCACCGGCACCAAAACCUGAGAAGAAAGCCAAAGGCUCAGAGGCAGGAAAGAAGCCAAUCAAAGAUGCUAAAGCGUCUGCCAAACCAGAAAAGUCUGAAGCAGCAGGCGAUGCCACCGGACCAGUUUCCAUCCAUGACCUCAUGAAAAAGCUCCCCUUCCAUGCGCCGGGCGAAAACUACAAGUCCGAUGGCUACGUCGUCACUCCAGAUACCAAGCGCCUUCUUCAAGAGCAUCUAAAAAUUACUGGAGGAAAAGUUAGAACCAGGUUCCCCCCUGAGCCAAAUGGCAUCCUCCAUAUUGGGCAUGCGAAGGCUAUUAAUAUUAAUUUUGGAUAUGCUGCGGCCCAUGAUGGCGUGUGUUUCUUGAGGUAUGAUGACACCAACCCGGAGAAAGAGGAGGAGAAAUUCUUUGUGGGUAUCAAGGAUAUGGUUGAGUGGCUUGGCUACAAGCCAUACAAGAUCACCCAUUCGUCAGACAACUUCGACCAGCUGUACGAAUGGGCGGUGCAGCUUAUCAAGAAGGACCUGGCCUAUGUGUGCCACCAAAAGUCCGAGGAGAUCAAAGGCUUCAACCCUCCGCCUUCACCUUACAGGACCAGGCCUAUUGAGGAGAGCUUACAACUCUUUGAGGACAUGAAGAACGGUAAAAUCGACGAAGGCGAAGCGACCCUCAGAAUGAAGAUCACCCUAGAGGAAGGCAAGCAAGACCCUGUGGCGUACCGGAUAAAGUUCAAGCCGCACCACCGCACCGGCAGCAAGUGGUGCGUCUACCCCACGUACGACUACACGCACUGUCUGUGCGACAGCAUCGAACACAUCACACACUCUCUGUGCACUAAGGAGUUCCAAUCAAGGAGAUCAUCAUACUACUGGCUGUGCAACGCGCUGGGAAUCUACUGCCCCGUGCAAUGGGAGUACGGGCGGCUCAACGUCAACUACACUGUCGUCUCCAAGCGGAAGAUAGCCAAGCUUAUAGACGAGGGGAUUGUUAACGACUGGGACGACCCACGCCUGUACACACUGACGGCGCUGCGUCGUCGCGGCGUGCCGGCGGCGGCCAUCAACAGCUUCUGCGCCGGACUCGGCGUCACCGGCGCGCUCGGCGCCGUCGACCCCACCAUGCUGGACGCGGCCGUGCGGGACGCGCUCAACGCGUCCGCGCCCAGAGUGAUGGUAGUCCUGGAGCCACUAAAGAUCACCAUCACCAACUUCCCGAGCGACAAGCCCAUCCCCGUCUCAGUGCCCAACUUCCCGAACGAACCAGAAAAGGGCUCUCACACUGUCGUAUUCGACCGAGUCCUGUACAUCGAGGCCUCAGACUUCAAGGAGGCUCCGGAGAAGGGGUACCGCCGUCUGACACCCACACAGACUGUCGGACUGAGGCACGCCGGAUACGUUAUCAAGGUAUCCAAGGUGAUCCACGACGCUUCAGGCAAAGCCAUAGAAGUGCAGUGCUCCGCCGAGCCGGCAGACUCAGCCGAGAAGCCCAAAGCCUUCAUCCACUGGGUAUCCGAGCCUGUCGCCGUUGAAGUGCGCCUGUAUGAGCCACUGUUCAAACACAAGAACCCGGAGGACCCAAGCGAGGUGCCUGGCGGGUUUCUCUCGGACUGCCGCUCGGACACGCUGAAGGUCGUAAAAGCGCUCGCAGACGGCUCCAUACGGAGUGCCAAAGUAUACGACAAGUUCCAGUUUGAGAGGAUCGGCUUCUUCUCCGUAGACCCUGAUACUAACUCUAAUAAUGUAAGUAGCUAGCUUUAGUAUAGGUCUCC